AUGGCGUCUGGAAGACUUGACACACUCAGCGCUAUUAACAUUAAGCUUCCAAUUUUGAGGAAUGACAUCAAAGUGUUAGAAUCUAGCAAACCAGGUCUCUGCUUUACGGCCCCUGAUGUGGAGAAUGUUAGAGCUCUUAUCAGCGACAGAGAUUGGGCAGAUCUUAAGGACCGUCCUGCCUUCAUUCGAUUUCCGAAUGUGGAGUGGCGCUGCUCGACCCUGGCAAAGAAGCUAAAAAGGACCCACGGUCACUUGCGGAAGCCAACAACAGAGAAGAUAAGCGCUUCUGGUUCGAUGCGGCCUAUUCGGGAAUUUGCUGCCAUUGAUGGCAAUCAUGUAUACCAAGUUGUGCCUCCCGGCGGUCGCAAAGCACUUGGCACCAAAUGGGUGCUGAAGAAGAAACUCAACACGGAUGGUUCAAUUGACAAGUACAAGGCUCGUCUUGUUGUUCAGGGUUUCUGUCAAAAGUUUGGUGUUGACUAUGCUUGA
Messenger RNA from Magnusiomyces paraingens, 489 nucleotides. RefSeq lists its product as uncharacterized. NCBI's taxonomy places the organism in Eukaryota, Fungi, Ascomycota, Dipodascomycetes, Dipodascales, Dipodascaceae. Bases 1 to 489 code for a protein of 162 amino acids. The record is from RefSeq and is a predicted model, not a curated record. The transcript has a single exon.